AACAGGGCUAAGGUUUUAUCGGCGCAUGGCAGACCCAGCCCACUCCUCCUCCUAAAACCCUACCACUCCAUUUGUUUCCUCCCAUUUUCAUUCUAUUGCAGAAGCACACACCUACUAAAAAAAAAACAAAAAUGCUUAGAAUCACAAGAACUCAACAACCACUCCAGUCCCUAACCCACCAAUUCCUCCAACGUUGUUCUGUAAGUGGAACGUCGAAAGGAAAAGGCAAAGAUGGGGUAGCGAAGAAGCGCUCUAAAGUAACAACGAACAAGAACAAAAAAUCAGGCUCUCAAGAUCCUUCUAGAUCAUUUUCGCGUCAAGACUCUGAGAGGAACCGUCUUUAUGACCAAUGCAUCAACGCACCAGCCCCAGUUCGUUACUUAAAGCCCAAAGACCGUGCCCGUGAAGCAGAAAGAGAAAAAUUGGGACUUCUAAGCAAAGACAGGAUUCGCGAAAAGGAGAUUUUAAAGAAAGGUGGAAGGCAAGCUAUGGGUGUUCCUGAUGAGCCCAUGAUUAUUGGGACUCCUGGUUUAGAUUUGAUUUCUUUAGGUUUGGUUGAUGUCGAUAAGAUACCAAAAUAUGAGUUGACUGAGGAGGAUGGGAUGAAACUGGCCAAGGAGUACAGUAGGGUGUUGAUGAGAAAGCAUAGGGCCAGACAGGCUGCUUUGACUAAUUGCUUGAAGUGUAAGAACGAGGCUAUUGAGGCUUUACCGGAGAAUUUGAAGAAGGCCGCCUUGAUACCGGAUCUAACGCCUUUUCCUGCGAGUAGUUUCAUGGCUACUUUGACUCCACCCAUUGAAGGGUAUAGUGAGAAAAUUAAUGAGGCAGCGAAGAAGAGUGCUGGGAUGCAAAAGAUUAGAUAGACAGAUGGAUGUGAUUCAUUAAGGUGGGGCUGUCUAGCAAGAAACAGAGUGAUUUCUAUGAACCAUGUUAGAAACAGAAACCUUAUUUUGUGGUCUCAUGAAAACAUUGAAGCACUGAAGACUGAUGCAAUGAUUAGGUUGAAUCUAGAACUGCUUUUGGUGUUUCAGUAAUUUUCAACUUCAUACAGUUGACAUUUUGUCUUCUUUUUGACUUUCUGCCUUGAUUCUGGCUUGAAUUUGAGUUAAUCAAUUUAAAUGUAAAAUGUAAUUGUAUGUUAAACUUUGGUCCGGGCUCACUUGUUCGGAUAUUGGUGAAGUUUGUGGUUCUCCUCGUCAAUAAAUGUUAUUUCAGCUCGCCUUA
Messenger RNA from Populus nigra (black poplar), 1224 nucleotides. RefSeq lists its product as uncharacterized. Gene Ontology annotation, cellular component: mitochondrial ribosome; mitochondrial large ribosomal subunit. The record is from RefSeq and is a predicted model, not a curated record. Lineage: Eukaryota; Viridiplantae; Streptophyta; Magnoliopsida; Malpighiales; Salicaceae. The transcript is spliced from 2 exons. The coding region runs from base 132 to 863 and encodes 243 amino acids.